AUGGAGUUUCAAGGUGGGGACCAACCCACUGGAGGUCCACUUACUUCUCAUAACGAACCUCUCGAGUCUGACAAAACGCAUCAGCCUCAAAAUAAGAGGGCGAGGAGAGGCACUGGUAUCUACCCAAGGAAACGUGCUGCCCUUGCAUGCCAGUUAUGCCGUCGUCGGAAAACCAAAUGUGACAACUCUCGCCCCACAUGCGGUUUUUGUAAUAGUCUUGGUGUGAAUUGCCUUUAUGGCGAUGACAGCACAGACUUAACGAGUUACGAUAGUGCUAGUCUAGCUAUCAUCGACCGCUUAGAUCGCCUAGAAAAGUCGAUGAAUACAGGUUUCAGCGGCAUCCGUGAAUCACAGAAAACCCCCAAGAUAGCGGAUGAUGCACAGACCAAGGAUGCCACUCGGAUAGCAAUGCAAUAUAUGGUAUUGGAGAGCAUUCUCGAAUGGCCAUGCUUCUCUGCCCUCAAUUUGGAUCUCAAAGGGCAGUCCCUAGCACUAAAGCAUGACUUAUUUAGCCAAGGGCUUAGUGUACCAUCCACCGCCGAGAGUGCUGCAUUAAUUACAUGGCUUCAACGAGGAGAAGCCGAAGACAACAACUUCAAAAGCGAGACACUUUUUUUGUGUCAAAGUUUUCUCACCAAUGUUCAUAGCAAGAAUCCGAUACUUAACCAAUCGGACUUUUUGAAUGACGUUGAUCAUUGUAUGAAGUAUGGAUUUGAGGAGAAUGGACGGUCUUCUUUGGUGGUAAAGUGCAAGUUGAUUGUUAAUGCAAAUUUGAUCGCCUGUGCGCUUGGAGCCGUCUCACGUCAGUUUUCAGCACACGAUAUUACCAAUCCAACAUGCAACCAGGCCCUUUCAAUCAACCCCUUGGCUGCUAUCUACUACCGUGAAGCUAGGCGGAUAUUGGGGGUUCUGCAACCAUCAUUGGGCACAAUCCUCUCCCUCUUUUUCUGUGGAAUUUUCGAAAUGUUUAUGAUGAAGCCGGUAAAUGCUUGGUUCAAUUUCCAACAGGCUGCUGUGCAGCUACAGGCAUAUUUACUUGGGCAGAAAGCUACAACGUCCGAACCUGGUGAUCCUAUUGGUGGCCACUUAGAGGGAAGGCUUUACUGGUCAUGCAUGCAAUCUGAAUGUGAGCUGAGAGCCGAAUUACGUAUCCCAUCUUCUGGGCUUGAGGGUUUCAACUUCCCCUAUCUUUUCCCGGCUCCACCAAUUAUAAGCGAGGAUUCAGAUUCCUCUCAGAUCAGUCCGCUUGUACGACAAGAAUCAAAAAACGUCCAAAUCAAAGAGUGGAUGUACUAUUCAGCAGAGACUUCCAUAAGAAGAUUUCAAAAUGAUAUCAUGGAAAGCCUUUAUAAACAUGGCCCUAACUAUUGGCUAAAUGAUGUGCACUCUGCAACUGAAAAAAUAAUCGAACUUGAAAACCAGCUUGAGCUUUGGGUCUCUCAUCUGCCCAAGGAGCUCCGCAUCAACGGCUCAGUCACCACAUCAACAGUUGAACUCGCUCUCCACAUUCGCACAAGGACUCUGUCAUGUCAGAUCAAGAUACACCGACCUUGUCUGUACUACAUUAUUCACACGCCUCCCGAAAAUCGUGAGCAGAGCGCUUAUGCCAGCAGAGGUGCCUCCCUCUGCCUUGACAACUGCGUGCUCUUACUGCAUGAUGUCAUAUUUCACCAUCGACACCAUGGCACUUGGUAUGUGCUGAGAAAUGGCUUAGAGGCGGCAUUCUGUCUACUAGCUGCAGUCAGAAGUCAACAAAUUCCAGUAUCUGACAAGUGGCACGAAGCAGUUCAGAGGGCCUUCCGGUUUCUUGAGAUGUGGAAACACGAAUGUCCAAAUUUGGAGAUUUCAUUUGCGAUAUUACAUCAGGCUUAUCUGGAUACGAUUUAUUCAGGCAAGGGCAAUGAACUAUCAACGUGA
Molecule: messenger RNA, 1917 nt
Organism: Penicillium odoratum
Lineage: Eukaryota; Fungi; Ascomycota; Eurotiomycetes; Eurotiales; Aspergillaceae
Exons: 6
Coding region: 1-1917 (638 amino acids)
Biological process (GO): DNA-templated transcription; regulation of DNA-templated transcription
Molecular function (GO): DNA-binding transcription factor activity, RNA polymerase II-specific; DNA binding; zinc ion binding
Source: RefSeq, a predicted model, not a curated record